GUCGUUUUACGGUGAAAAACCAAAGAAUCAAAAGGGUCGUACUGGUGUAUAUGUAAAUUGUCGAGCGCGGCAGGAAAAGGGGGGAAAAGCGAGUCGAUCGUCUGGUUGAGGAAAGAAAGCGUGAAAACUUCGACAAUGGCGGCUGAAAGUUCGGAAGCGACGAGUAGCAGCGCGGCCAUCUCAGAGUUCAUCCACACGCCGUUCUACUGUGAGGAGAACAUAUAUUUUCUGUGCAAGAAACUCUGCGAAAAUGGGAAGGCAAAUGCUGAUGGGUCUGAUCUUUUUGUUGUGUUCAUCUCCAAUGAAAAGAAGGCGAUCCCGCUAUGGAAUCAGAAGGCGAGUACACGAGCAGAUGGGGUUGUGCUAUGGGAUUAUCAUGUCAUAUUAAUUCAGAGGAAAAGAGAUGGUGAUGAUGAUGAAACUUCUUCAACUUUGGUAUGGGAUAUGGAUUCCUCUCUUCCGUUUCCUUCACCUCUCGAUUCCUAUCUGUCCGAAACAACGAGGCCAUCCUUUGAGCUCUUCUCUGACUUUCUGAGGUUUUAUCGUGUCGUGCAUGCUCCAGUAUUUCUCCGCGGAUUUGCUUCUGAUAGAAGUCAUAUGAAAGACUCUGCUGGUAAUUGGAAUGCUCAACCUCCUGCAUAUGAACCCAUAACUGCAGAAGAUGGAACUGUUAAUAACCUUAAAGAGUACAUGGAUAUUCAUGCACCAACCGAGACGGUGGCAAUCGACGAGCUGACAAAGAUGGUGUUUAGGCAGGAUCAGAAGCAUGGGGUGGUACUGAAGGAGAGCCAGGUGAAGGAAUUCUUCUCACAACUGAAUGUGACCAAUGCUCCCUCCGAUUAGCAAACACGAACGGUGAAUUCUCGGAUUGCCAGAUCAGCAGGAACCUCAUCAGCUGUUUGAGAAUAUACUGAAACUUUAUGCACGCAUGCUUGACAUUUCCUGUUGCAUUUGCUUGUAUGCUUUGAUUGAUUCGUGAAAAUUGGUAGAAGAUAGAGAAUCUAAUGUUCACUAUUUAGGUCUACAAAAGAUUAGCAAUUUACCUGGUGUCUCAAAGGUUUCCAUCCCCUAUGGUAAACCAUUGGAUUGGAAUGGAUUGGAUUUGACGGAUUAUCUCGAUAUUGUAUAUCUUAUCAUCGUCUAACAAAUAAUUAUUAAAGAAUAUUAUCUAACUAUCACAAAUUCACAAUCACAAAUGAAAUGAUGUAGGUUAGAGAUGAAAAUAACAAACAAUGGUAAAAUGAUUGAGCAACAUGUUGAUCAAAGUUUAUUGGUGGAUUAGAAUGAUGAUCAAAGAAGGAAAAUAGGGGUUAAAAGGCCAACAAGAGGGCUGUAGCCUGUAGGGCCCAUCAAAUAUUCCCUAAAUCUUGGGUUAUCAAAAAGUAAUUAAAUCACAAACUAACUGUACUUAACAGACACUGAAGAGACAAAGAGGAUCGUGGAGUUAGUACUAGCAGGAAAUUGAAAACAACUAUUUAACAACUACUGCGAAAAAAAUGUAUUAAGAAAGUAUACAUUAUUAUUAUAUGUAUAUCUUCUUAAUUUAUAUCAUUAAUUAUGAUAUAAUGACACUUUUCUAACUGUCAUAAAUAAAUAAUGAAGCCACAAGCAUGAA
This is a messenger RNA of Linum trigynum, 1615 nucleotides long. The record is from the annotation of a GenBank genome assembly. Lineage: Eukaryota; Viridiplantae; Streptophyta; Magnoliopsida; Malpighiales; Linaceae.